Molecule: messenger RNA, 2653 nt
Organism: Ostrinia nubilalis (European corn borer)
Lineage: Eukaryota; Metazoa; Arthropoda; Insecta; Lepidoptera; Crambidae
Product: membrane protein BRI3-like
Exons: 2
Coding region: 99-473 (124 amino acids)
Source: RefSeq, a predicted model, not a curated record
GAUACAAAUGCAUUUUUUUGUUUGUUGGUUGAAGAAUUUGCUGUUUUCUUUGUAAUCAAUUUGUGGGCAUUGACUACAAACUACGCAAUUACGAUAAAAUGGAAAAACCAUCUGUGACUGAGCAGCCUCCACCUUAUUCAGCGACCGUUCCACCAGGUCCCUCACCACAGCCUGGCGUGCCUCCCGGAGGUCCAUAUCCUCCCCCUCCCCCCGGCUACACCCCAUACGGGACCGCGCCACCGCCACCCCCGGGCCCAGCGUUUGUGCCCAACUACGGAGCAACCAGCACCAUCAUCAUUCAACCGCCCAUCAUCGCCGUCGGCGCCUGCCCUGCCUGCCGCGUCGGAAUCCUAGAAGACGACUUCACGUGUCUAGGUAUACUCUGCGCGAUUCUGUUCUUCCCGCUAGGCAUUCUUUGCUGUCUCGCCCUCAAGAAUAGGAGAUGCUCGAAUUGCGGUGCUAUGUUUGGUUAAUUCAUCUGAUGAUUAUUACUUAUUAGCCUUGGCGCAGACUACCGAUUUUUUAUCGGCGGAUAGUUUAGGCAGUUAAUCAGUAUGGGCAUGUAUGGAAGUGCGCACGCACCGAUUGAAUCUUCAUAGAAAUUACAAUCGGGCCCAACUAUCACGACUAAAAAUCGGUGGUCUGCGCCAAGGCUUAAACUAAGAAUAUAAUCCAAAACAUAAAAAGCAUUGAAAUCUGAUUUGAAGACUUGUGAAACGUAAUGAUAUUUACUGUGAUCAAAAUUGGUAUUCGGAAUUGAAUAUUCAAGCAACUGGAGCCAAUUAUCUGCUAUAGUUGCUUUAUAAAUUAUCUUCUCACUUAUAUUCCUAUUUGAUUGGGAAAUAUUUGAUGAUUGUAAGAAAUUGCUUAUAUUGACUUCUUUUUGGUCUGUCCUAAAAUUUUUAACAUUGUGGUCUAUUAAACAUUUAAUCAUCAGGGUUUUUGAUUGAGUUAAUUUACCAUUAAUCUGGCUUAAACGUGAAUAUUCCAUCUUAGUUUUAAUGUAGUUGAGUGACAGAAUUUAAAAUAAAAUGAUUUUAUAAUUAUUAUUCAUUAGUAAAUGAUAUGUUAUAAUACCUAUCUAUAUUACAUAUGUUUGAUAUUAGCAUAAGUGAUACAUAUUUGUUAUUUUAAGAUAAAUGAUGGAACUACAUACUUCAAUUUAUUAGUCUGUCCAUAUUAGAAACUAGUUAUUUUAUACUACUUACCUUUAUUGCCAUUGUCUUAUAUGCGUAGUUAUUAUUACUGUCAAUUUUACCAAAUUAUGUUGACAAGUAUGCCAUAUUUUGGCCAUAAUGUUAUUUAUACAGGGUGUUAGGUAAAUGGGUAUAUGAGCUGACACUAGCCCAUGUUAACAUGGUCAUAUAAAUGGUAUGGUGAAGUCAGAAAUUUGAUUUAAUCAUUUAAUUUUUUUAAAUUUUCAUACAAAAAAAAAUUAUAAGUUCCGAUUUGUAUGAAAAUUAAAAUAAUUAAAAUGAAGAUAUCAAUUUUCUGAGUUCACCAUACCAUUUAUAUGACCAUGUUAACAUGGGUUAGUGUCGGCUCAUAUACCCAUUUACCUAACACCCUGUAUAUGUAUUAUUUGUUGAGCAAUAUUUAUUUGGAACUAUGUUAUCCAGACAUAUUUACUACAUUUUAUAUUGAUCUUGUUUUGGGCAUAAUGGCUGGUCCAGAUUAAUCGAGAUUUCUCUUUUCGUAGAGUUUUAACUAAAAUUUUGGUUUCACUAUUCAGUCCUUAACUUACCUAAAAUUUAAUUUGCUUUAAUGGCCACACAAAUAAUCGCAAACCUCGAAAUUAAUUAAUUACACUACGCGGCACUCUCAGCGCUGACUAAGCGACUCUUUCUGUGGCCAUUAAUGUAGGUUAUCUUAAAAUUUUUGCACACGUAAUUCUUAAAUACUUUAGUUCUACUUAGAAUUUUAUUUUUAUCUAUAGUACCUACUUAUUCACACACAGGUAUAAGUUAAUUGUUUUGUUUAACUAUACAUUCUGUCUUUGUAGACUUCUGUAGCUCUAGCACGAAAAACUUUCGACUUCGAAUCGUUUGCGUAUUCGAAUUGCCAUCAAAAAGUUCAGUAUGAAAACAGUGCCCCUGUGAACGUGAUGUAAAGUGAACUUAGUAUUAGAAAUGGUAGCACGAAACUUAUUUUGACAAUCUACAUCGUCACGUUAUCGUUGAAUUUGACGGCUGAGGAUCGAAUUUUGUCGAAUUCGUAAACGAUUCGAAGACGAGUUUUUCGUGAUAGAAGUACUGAUAUUAGUAUCGAACAUAAAAUUGCCUCCGCCAUGGUUGCGUCACAUAGAAACGAAAGUUAUGGGCGGUUAACUAUGGUGUGUUAUGGCCAAACCUAACCAGGCAAAGACAUGCAUUUAGAAGAAGAAUUUUAUGAAAAAGACAUAAGAGAAUUACAAUUUAGUGCCUCUUUGUUGGCAUUUAGGACACAAAUAAUUUAACGUGUUUAUUGUUUUUUAUAAAGAUUAGUUAGGUAGGUUAGACUGAAAUAUAAAUUAUACAUUACAGCCAAAAAUGCCUUUCACUAGACGUUACACAUAUUAUGGUUAAAAAUUAGCGGUAAGUAUAUGUUAUAUUAUAAGUGCAACUAAGUAUGUAAUUUGUUUAUAUUUUUAAAAAUAAACUUGGGAUUAAAUCGC